CGGACGUCGCGGUUACCGUCGGUUCAUUGUUUGAUACAUAAUCAUAGAAAAAUGACAACGGAAAUUGUUUCAAAUACUGAAAAAAUGAUAAAUAACACUGUUAACUCGUUAUAAAAUGCGUAGUAGCCGUAGCAGGUUAUAAUACACGACUAUUAUGUAGUAAAAUAAUGAAUUUCACACACCGCCGCAGUCUUGAGUUCGAAUUGUAGUGAACUGUGUUGUGGAAUCGAUUUUUAGGUGUUAUUAAUGAAAUUACUGAGGUGCUUGUGGUUAUAUUGUUACAUAAAAGAUCCUGUUGAUUUGGACAACGCUACACGAGCUUUACUAUUGUGGAAACUCGACUCGCGUAGAAUCGAUAUAACUUAAUAAAAAAUGCAUAUUUUCCCUAUGGUUUCAUAAAGGCUCGGGUCAAUAUCGUACCGGUUAUUGCAAUACGAAUGUUUUUUUAAUAAACAACGUGGUUCCGGAGGCAGUUAAAGUGAUUUUAUUUUAGUGAAUAGUGUUUGUACUGGAUUAUUUGUUGUGCAUUCAAGUUUUCAAUCAUCAAAAGCAGGUGCCGGCGAAUGUGUCCGCCCCGCAGGACUAGCCGUUAUGUGAUAGUGCCCUCACAGUCGGCCAUUUUGUAACCAUGGCCGCCAUUUUGUGCGCGGCGCUGCUGCUGGCGUUCUCUGUCUAUUCUACACAAGGCGGAGGCUGCACAUUCCCAGAGUCCUGGACGGGCGCGUGGUUCCAGUCUGGAGUACCGGGACUAGUCUCGAUCAACCAGACACACAUACAGUCGAAAGGAGAGUGCUCUGAGACUGAGAGCUAUGACAAGUUCCUUUUAUAUGACAGGAGUGACGACUGCUACAGGUGUAUGGUGAUACACGAAAAGCACAGAUAUGUGCUGCAGUAUAAAGAAACAUACUGCUCGCCAAAGGAGACUCUGUCGUCGUUGUGCGACACGAUCACAGGCGACGCCGCGUUAUACUCCAUGUUCAGGAAGGACCCUGCGCCGGUACCGCAGCCCUGCCCGUUCAGACCUGCGCCGUUCACGUUCACAUAUAACAGAGGCGCCGGUGACUGCACGAAUCCGCCAUCGCGAGCCGAGUCGUGUACAGACGACUCGAGACUGCUGCUCCGGUACAUGGCGUGUCCGGAUGUCCAGGCCACUGAGAGCAAUGUGGAGGAGCUAGUAUGUCUAGCGACGUGGAAGGAGGGCUCCACGAGAUACCUGGUGGGCAAGAUAUCGCAAGUGCAGCGACGGAACGCUCUGGCGUCCGAUGAAGAUACUUACAGAUGCUUCAUCUACAAAGGACAGCAUAGUGACAAAACUAUGACGUACUACAUAGCACAGUCCGGUGACGCGACUUGCAAUGGACUGUCCUCGCCGACUGACGGCAGUCGGACCAUGAGGCUGACUAACAGCGAUGACGAGCACAAUCGAUGCCACUUCCCCAGUUGGAUAGUGGACCACCACAAAUGGUACAGUUUGGAUCACACCCAUCAGUACCAUUUCACCACCAAGAAUGCUACGCUAAAGAUAGCGAACGCGGACGGACAGUUGGAGGAGAAGAGAUUGGUGUGUCACUCCAUCUUAGAACAGAAGGAGAAGAAACAUAUAAAGCUGGUCGCACACGUCACUAAAGGAUGCGAAUCCGGGCACGUGUGCCUGGUGUUCCACCGGCGCUCCGCUCACGUGCUGGAGCUGCGCUCCGGCGCGGCGCUCUGGGAGUCCCCGCAGGACGCGUGCGCGGAGCCUGCGCACUCUCCGUCCGUCACUCUCAUCACCACUUCUUUGACUCCCGAACGGUGUCCGAUCUUCGGUCGGUACAGUGUGGUCAGCUUUAGCUGAUUCGCGGCGGAGACGGCAGCAGAUGACUAUAGG
Molecule: messenger RNA, 1867 nt
Organism: Leguminivora glycinivorella
Lineage: Eukaryota; Metazoa; Arthropoda; Insecta; Lepidoptera; Tortricidae
Exons: 12
Coding region: 629-1834 (401 amino acids)
Source: RefSeq, a predicted model, not a curated record